AUGGCCAACAACGACACGUCGGACGUCUCUUGUGUUGACAAAGAACUCUCACCGGAGGAUCGCAUUAAAAUACAACAUGAAUUUGCGAACUCCCACCAAUUAUCACUCGUUGAACCUCCCUUUGUUCCAGCCCCAUCUCAAGAACACACAUCUGAUAUGUCUGAAAGUGUCUCUUCAAGCAAUGGAGAUGGUAAUGGAUCAGUGAGCUCAUCUGAUGAUUCAGACAGUGCACCUGAACAACCUGACCAAAACUGCGGCGAACCAACGGCUAAAAUCAUGAUUGGCACCUACAACUUUGUACUCGAACUCCCUGCUCAACUUUUGGGAAAGAAGUUUCCUUAUUUCGCAAAAAGACUUAAUUCUAGUCGAUUGAGUUUCUAUAUGGGAUUUUCUGAGCUUGAUCCAGCUGGAUUCAAGCUUCUAAAGCGCUGGAUAUAUGGAGCUUCGAUUGCAGAGCAGAAAAGCAACAAAUGCCGUACCUACGAGCUCUUCGCUCUAUAUGCUAUCGCGUACACCUUCGAACAUCAUGGUUUACAAGAUGAAGCAAUGGAUUGCAUCAUUAAGGAGAUUUUUGAAAGUCGCGAUGACUCAAGAUUCACGCCAGAGCAUGUCAGAUUUGCGUAUGAAUUGACCCCUGAAACAUCAGAACUCCGAUUUUUCUCUGCCGGACUUGUGGCUGAAGCCAUGAAAGAAGACAAUCAAUUCAAUUGGGAUGACGAGCAAAUCUCCACACUUCUAGACGCUAUCCCAGAGCUUUUUGUUGAUAUCAGCCCUCACCUAACCCAUCGAUUCAAGAAAGCAUCCAAGGAUGAUUCUAAGACGGCUCCAGCAGGCCAGUUGUAG
Messenger RNA from Botrytis deweyae, 843 nucleotides. RefSeq lists its product as uncharacterized. Bases 1 to 843 code for a protein of 280 amino acids. The transcript is spliced from 2 exons. NCBI's taxonomy places the organism in Eukaryota, Fungi, Ascomycota, Leotiomycetes, Helotiales, Sclerotiniaceae. The record is from RefSeq and is a predicted model, not a curated record.